AUGCUUCAACACCACCUACGCCCAGACCCAAAGCCUCCCGCGGCGAAUGCGCAGGGUGGAUCCAGGUCGCGGCCGCCGUCGCCGUCGCGCUCAAAGAAGGUAGUCUCUCAGAAGGUCGCCGCGGCGGAGGGGCGUGUUAGCCCGUUCGCGACGGAGGGGUGGGUUCCCGGCUCCCCCCGCCCGCUUAUUGGCACAAGUGCGACGUACAAGGAGACGGCGAUUCUCUUCCCCGACGCGCAGCAGGCGGCCUUUGAACCGAAGGUGCAGGUUCCCUUUACGUACCAGCGUGGCCGUAUUCCACGCAGGAUUGAAAUAGAGCGGCGGCGUCGACAGUAUGAAUUCCACGAUGUACAGCAUCUUGUAGAGGUGGCUGGUUUGACGCUGCAGCAGCUCGCAAAGAAGGACAGUCAGGAGCUGCCACUGGAGGUUUUUGACGACACCUCCUACGACUGUCGCAAUCCGUCAGAGUGGAUGGAGAUAGCAAGACAAAAUGAAAAUGAAAAUGGUCGCUACUUGCCCGCAGAAGGCAUCAGCGAGUGCGGAAAUGGCGAUUUCCGCAUGCGGCCGUGCCGCGUCAUUGCCUGGGAUGCAGAGAGAAACGAACUGACGGUUCUGUGGGGCUCUACCCCAGUCGCAGGUGAGACGCCAGUCGUGGUGCCGCGUUUCUUUGUCCGUCUGCUUGCGGAGGAUCCCAUUGUCUACGUCCAGCGUCUUCUUAGCGCCCAGCAGCAGCGGGCAAAGGCGAUGGCAUGGAUUCGGUACCGCCUCUGCUGUGACGCCAUGCCGUUAGAUGGAUUAAGUGGGCUUGACAGCGGACUUGGGGGGCGGCUGCGGCAGCUUGGCACCGGCAUGCCGCACCUAAGCAAGACGGUCUUCCCCGACGUCGAGGACCGGGUGGAGCGUCUCAUCGCGGAGUUCACGCUCGCGUGGAAGCGGAGUCACAACCGCAUUCUCCUGCAGGAUCGUAUGCAGCGUGACGAGGUCCUGCAGCGGAUGGUGGCCAACGCCACGCAGAUGAGUCUACAGGAGUUGGUGCGUGGUCCGAAUGUGGCGAUCCAGCGAAGCGAAAAGGGCGAAUGCGACACUGUGAUUCCGAUAGGCAACUUUGACUUUGAGGAGCGUGAGCGCUCCUUUACGUUUUCGACGUACUACACACAGCCGGAGGUUGUGACCGCGCUGACCGGGGUGCGGAGUGAAUGUAUAAAAGUUCUCGAGGGCAGCCUCUUUCGUCUCCCAAAGGCGCGCCAGAUGCAGCUUGCCGCGUUUAAGCAGCUGCAGCAGGAACACAUGGCCUCCAUGGCAAAGUACCUCAAGGGGGAGUGGACGGAAAACAUAUGUGACGUGAUCCGAAAAAGUUUCGCUUCCGCCGGCAAGGGGUGGUUGAAUAUCCAGGAAUCGAAGCAAGACAUCUACGAGAUGUCUAAGCUCAAAAAGUUCUUUACGACCGUCAAGUUCAUGAUGGAGGACACCUUAUUCGCCCUUGUCUACACCUCCCUGCAGGACUUUACCGUCUUCUUUGAGGAGGUGUCGGAGUUUACGGUGAAUGUCAUUGACAUGAACCAUGUGAAGAACAACUGGCCUGGCAGCGACGCCGACGAUUGCGUUGAGAAGCAGCCACUGUUCACCAUUGGCCUCGCGGAGCGGGAUGGAAGCUUCACCUACUCCAUCUCCUUUGAGGACUUUGAGGAGACCAUUAUUCGACUCUUCAAUGACGCGAUCUACUGCACCGACGCCACUCCACAGGUGGAGAAGUUUGUCAUGUCGCAAUAUUUUUGGCGGCGGGAAGGGGAAGGGCCCUUCCUCGACUCCGUGAAGCAGGAGGAGGAGCAUGUUGUGCUGCUGCGGCAGCGCGUACGCGCGGCGGUGCAAAAGUCCCUGGAGCCCUUACGAGACUACUUGCAGACGUACGAUGAACUUCUUCCGCUGAUAAGACUCGACAAGAAGGAGUUCAUCACCACCUACGAGCAGCAGGAGCAUACGAUGGAGGAUAUGAAGGACGAAAUACGGCAGCACCUCAAGGCAAAGAAGAUCGUGGCGCAGAAGCUGCCGGCGUACAUCACCGUUGGCAACUACGUUGUUGAUUGCCAGUCCUUUGGGCAAAUCAUGGCAAACAAGGAGCAGGACCUCGCCAAGCUUGUUAUGGACCUCAUCUGCAAAAUGGCCAAGGGUAAGACGACGUACAUUCGUGAUGAGUUUACAAAAAUUGUGCGCACGGUGGAGAAGCAGCCGCAAAACCCAGAGAAGCUGUACGAGCUAAAGAAUUUUAUUGCGAACACGCCAGAGCGCGUCACCGAGUUGUCCGUCGAGAUUGAGGAAAUGCGACAGUUCUACAACAUUCUCGAUGGCUUCCAGUACGAGUUGAGCGAUGAUGAAUCACGUCAAAAGUGGGAGGCCAUCGCGUGGCCGCGGCAGCUGGCGCUUCGUAUCCAGGACACCAACAAGCAGCUCGAGAAGGUGCAGGAGGAGCUGCAUGCACGGCUGCAGAAGGAGGGUGAGGAAUUCAGCAAAAAGGUUGACGCCCUGCAGCGUGUUGUGGCGACCUUCUCAAAGCACACCGACGCCUCCGAGGCAGAGAAGGUGGCCGCCGAGGUGAAGAUGAACAGCAUUGAGAUCCGCAAGUGCAUUGAGGAGGCGCGCUCCAUCAACAGCGAUCAACGACUCUUUGGUGAUAAACUGACCGACUACCGCAACGUUUUUGACCUGGAAAAGGAAUUCAAGCCAUACAGCGACCUGUGGUUGACGACGUACCAGUGGCAAGACUGCUAUCGUCGUUGGCACGCGGACCCGUUUGACUCCCUUGACCCCGACGAGAUUGAGACCGUGGUGGCGAGUGCCUACAAGACGAUGACGCAGCUGGCCAAAACUUUUAAGGACAAAAAUGCCACACUAAAGAUUGUGGAGGAGAUACGCGCCAGGGUGGAGGAGUUUAAGCCGUGGGUGCCUGUGGUAACCUCCUUGCGUCAGCACGGCAUGAAGGAGAGACACUGGAAAGGCCUCUCGGAGAAGCUGAAUAUGAAUCUAGUGCCGGGUGAGACCAUUCUGCUGCUGGACGACAUUGAACCACUGCUGGAACACAAGGAGCUCAUUGUGGCUCACUGCGAGGUUGCCGGAAAGGAGGCGCAGAUUGAGAAGUGCCUCAAGGACAUGCGUGCCAAGUGGGAGACCCGAACGUUUGUUAUUGAGCCCUACAAAGCGACUGGGACGUUUAUCGUCAAGGAUGCCUCUGAGGUUGUGGAGUUGCUCGACGAGCACCUAAACCUGACGCAGCAGCUGCAGUUUUCCCCAUUCAAGGCCUUCUACGAGGAGGCAAUCACGGACUGGGAGCGGUCGCUAAACCUCAUUUCCGACAUUAUCGAGCAAUGGCUGGAGUGCCAGCGUGCCUGGCGCUACCUGGAGCCCAUCUUCAGCUCCGAGGAUAUUGCCCUGCAGCUACCACGCCUAUCCAGACUCUUUGAGCGCGUGGAUAAGACGUGGCGCCGGAUUAUGGGAACUGUCAAUCACCAGCCGAACGUGUUAGAUUUUUGUAUCGGGACGGGCAAACUUCUUGAAAGUCUGCGGGAGUCGAACCGCAUCCUGGAGGAGGUUCAGCACGGUCUCAACGACUACCUGGCGGAGAAACGGCAGACCUUCCCAAGGUUCUACUUCUUGUCCGAUGAGGAGCUGCUGGAGAUUCUCUCGCAGUCGAAGGAGGUGAAGCGCAUUGAUGCUCACAUCAGCAAGCUGUUUGAGUUUAUCAACCGUCUGGCGUGGAAGGAGAAUGCAAUCACUGGAUUUUUUAGCGCGGAGGGGGAGCACUUGCCAAGCGUGCAGCCUGUCAUACCGGAGGGAAAUGUGGAGGUGUGGUUGCAGUCGGUGGAGAGCAUGAUGAAGAGCGCGGUGCAUGACCAGCUGCGGCAGACCUUCCGCGACUACACCUGUACCCCGCGACGACGAUGGGUGUUGCGUUGGCCCGCGCAGUGUGUCAUUGCUGUGGCGCAGAUAUUCUGGACGAACGGCUGCGAGACUGGCUUGACUCAGCAGGGAAGCGUUGCGAAGUUUUUUGACACGCUUGACGCCCAAUUGUAUGAACUCGUGGACAUUGUGCAGUCACCGCUGAAACCACGCGAGCGAAUCAACAUGGGGGCCCUCAUCACCGUGGAGGUACACGCGAAGGACACCGUGGAGUUGAUGAAGCGCAACGAGGUCAGCUCAGUGCAGUCCUUCGAUUGGAUCAAGCAACUGCGGUUCUACUUUGACCCCGAGGAUGAGUUGUGCCACAUUAAGCAGGUGGACGCCCAUUUUGUGUACGGCGGCGAGUACCUCGGCAACACCGGUCGCCUUGUCGUAACGCCGCUCACCGAUCGCAUUUACUUAACUCUCACGGGGGCGUUGGCGCUCUGCCUCGGUGGGGCUCCUGCGGGGCCAGCUGGUACCGGCAAGACUGAGACAACAAAAGACUUGGCCAAGGCGUUCGCAAAGCAGUGCGUCGUGUUCAAUUGUCAGGAGGGUAUGACGUGCAACUCCAUGGCAAAGUUCUUCAAGGGUCUUGCCUGGGCUGGUGCGUGGGCCUGCUUUGAUGAGUUUAACCGUAUUGAUGUGGAGGUGCUCUCUGUCGUGGCGCAGCAGGUGACAGAUCUUCAACAGGCCUGUUUGACGAAGCAGUACCGUAUUAUCUUUGAGGAAAGCGAGGUGGUUGUGGACCCCACGCAUGCCGUCUUCAUCACAAUGAACCCCGGCUACGCCGGACGUACGGAGUUGCCGGACAACUUGAAGGUUCUCUUCCGCCCGGUGGCGUGCAUGGUGCCAGACUACGCCCUCAUUGGUGAGAUUCGUCUAUUCUCGUACGGCUACAAAAAGGCCCGCAGCCUCGCACAAAAGAUGGUGAUGACAUUUAAGCUAAGCUCGGAACAACUUUCCUCGCAGGACCACUAUGACUUUGGUAUGCGUGCGGUGAAUACAGUCAUUUCUGCAGCGGGAAUAAACAAGCGGGAGAGCCCAAACGAAGAGGAGGAUUUGUUGCUGCUUCGCGCCCUGCGCGACUCCAAUGUGCCCAAGUUUCUUGUAGACGACAUUGCGCUUUUUGAGGGAAUUAUCAGUGACCUAUUUCCCGGAACAAAGCUUCCCUCGACGGACUACGGCGUCGUUGUGGACCUCCUUCGACAGGUUGUCACAGCCGAUAAGCUUCAACCGGUGCCUGCCUUUAUUGAUAAGUGUUUGCAGCUUUACGACAUUACGACGCUGCGCCAUGGCCUGAUGCUGGUGGGCCCCGCUGGAAGUGGAAAGACGAUGGCGUACACCGCCUUGCAAAAGGCCCUGUCGGAGUGCGCCAUCUUGCAGAGCAAGGGAAAAGACGUCGGGUCAAGGGAGUACAUGAAGGUCUACACCCACAUCUGCAACCCGAAGGCUGUCACGAUGGAUCAGCUGUACGGCGCCUAUGAUGAGAAUGGGGAGUGGAAGGACGGCGUGCUGUGCGUCCUCUUUCGUCGUGCCGCAAAGUACGGUGAUGAGGGGACGCAGCUUGGUAAGCACUGGGUGUUGUUUGAUGGCCCGGUGGAUGCUCUCUGGAUCGAGUCCAUGAACACGGUGUUGGAUGACAACAAAAAACUCUGUCUUGUCUCUGGUGAGAUUAUUCAGAUGAGCCGAGACAUGACGAUGAUGUUUGAGGUGGAGGACCUCGCCGUCGCCUCCCCCGCCACCGUCUCGCGUUGUGGUAUGAUUUACAUGGACCCAGCGGCGUGUGUUCCGACGCAGGCCGUUGCGGAGACGUGGAAGGAGUCUCUUCCGGCCUUUUUGGCCUCUCAGAAAGACCACCUUGCCAACCUUGCCAACAUGUACAUGGAUGAGCUUGUUGAGUUUGUGCGGGCCCACCUGAAGGAGUACGUGCCUUCGACAAACGUUUGUCUCGUGCACUCUCUCUUCCGCGUCAUGGAUGGCUACGUCCAGUCCUUUUCCGUGCCUAAGCCGCCGCCUGGGCAACCGCCACUGAGCCCGGAACGUGAGGAAAUUCUUGCAAAAUGCGUCACCCCGUUGUUUUUCAUGUCUGUUGUCUUGAGCAUUGGGGCAACGUGUGACGAGAGCGGCCGUGAGCAGUUUAGCGACAUGCUGCGCACCGUGGCGCGGCGCAACAACCACGCCGACUCGUUACCGGCGGAAGGAAUUAUAUACGACUACUGCUUCGUCUACUCCGCCUCACCUGAGGACGAGAAGGAGCCGCGCUGGGUGCACUGGAAUGAGCUCCGUGAGAGCUGCGACAUUGGACGAACGACAAAGUACGAAGAUGUUAUGGUGCCCACAAUAGACAACACACGCCAGAAGUACGUGCUGCGGCACCUGCUGAUGCAAAAGGCGAACGUCGUGGCUGUGGGUCCGACAGGCACAGGAAAGACGGUCGCUGUGAGUGAUCUUGUGCUUGGCGGGCUACCCGACCGCUUCCUUGGCCUAACCUUUACCUUCUCACCGCAGACAAAGGCUGGCGUGCUGCAAAACUCCCUCAUGUCCAAGUUUGACAAGCGCCGCUCCCACGUGUUUGGUGCCCCCAUCGGUAAACACUUUCUCAUUUUCAUUGAUGACGCGAAUUUGCCGCAAAAGGAACGUUACGGCGCCCAGCCACCGCUAGAGCUGCUGCGCCAGCUGUUGGGUCAUGGUGGUCUCUACGGUUUCACCGGUGGCAUCCGGUGGAACGCCAUCAUUGACACAUCCUUUGUCAUGGCGAUGGGGCCGCCGGGGGGCAGCCGCACGCAGGUCUCAAAUCGCCUCAUGCGCUACCUCAACUACGUCUCGUUCCCCGAGAUGUCGGAGGUGUCAAAGCGGACCAUUUUGAACACCAUUCUCACAGGGGGUCUGCAUCAGCGUGGGGUGAAGGAGGAGCUCAUUGAGCUUUCUUCCAAACUUGUGGAGAGCACAUUAAGUGUCUUUGCGAACUGCCGCAAAGCCUUCGUGCCGACACCCUCCCAUGUGCAUUACUCCUUCAAUAUGCGUGAUGUGAUGCGGGUGUUCCCCAUGAUUUUUGCCAGUGACGCGAAGGGUCUGCCAGACGAGGAGGUGAUGGUGAAGCAGUGGAUGCACGAGAUGCAGCGGGUGUUUUACGACCGGCUCAUCUGCGCGGAGGACCGCAAGCAGUUUAUUUCCUUCCUCAAUGGGGAACUCGCAAAGUUGGGCUACGACGGCGGCUACCACGCGCUGGUGCCCGAAGGUAGACUCAUCUUUGGGGACUUUAUGUCGGACCGAGAUCGGAGUUACACGCAAAUCAGUGAUAUGACUGCCCUCGCGACCUUCUUCGACGAGCAGCUGAACGCCUACAACGACGCCAAUGAGACUGUGAUGGACCUUGUGCUCUUUCUUGACGCCAUCGAGCACGUUUGCCGCAUCGCCCGCGUGCUGGGUCUGCCCAACGGUCAUUGCCUGCUACUAGGCAUUGGUGGCUCCGGCCGCAAGUCCCUGACCCGGCUUGCGUGCUUUCUCAUUCCCGACAUGGAUGUCUUCACGAUUGAGUUUACAAAGAACUUUGGUGUAAAGGAGUGGCACGAGUCGCUGGCGACGCUGUUGCUAGACUGCGGAAAGGACGAGAAGAGGCGCACCUUCCUCUUCUCAGACACCCAACUGGUUCACCCCACGCUGAUGGAGGACGUCGCCGGGCUUCUUACCUCGGGCGACGUGCCCAACCUGUUUGAGGACCAGGACAUUGAGCUCAUCAACAACAAAUUUAAGGGCGUCUGCAUGAGCGAGAAUCUGCCAACGACAAAGGUGUCGGUGUAUGCAAGGUUUAUUAAGGAGGUUCGUGCGAACCUUCAUAUUGUGUUGGCCUUUUCACCCAUUGGUGAGGUGUUUCGCAGCCGAAUACGCAUGUUUCCCUCAUUGAUUACCUGCUGCACGAUUGACUGGUUUGCGGAGUGGCCUGGCGAGGCACUUCUCUCCGUGGCCAACGCGCAGCUUUCCGUCGCCAACCUGGAGAUUCAGAACGAGGAGAUGAAAAGACUCGCCGAAUGCUUUAAAUCAAUGCACUUGUCCGCGUCGGAGACGACGGAGCGCUUCUAUGUCGAGACGCACCGUCGCUCCUACGUGACACCGACGUCCUACCUUUCCCUGCUCAACAACUACACGGUUCUUGUGGAGAAUAAGCGGCGGUUUGUGUUCGAGCAGUGCAAUCGCCUGGAGAACGGACUGGAGAAGUUGUACGAUACAGAGCAGCGUGUCGUGGAGCUGGAGAGCCAGCUGAAGGCGCAGCAGCCUGUCCUGGAGAGGAAAAAGACGGAAAUUCAGGAGAUUAUGGAGCGGCUCCGUGUGGAUCGUAGGGACGCCGCGGAAAAGGAAAUAUCGGCGCGGCAGGAAGAGGCUAUUGCAACGACCAAGGCAGAGGAGUGUUCCAAGAUGCGCCGGGAGUGCGCGGAUCGAUUGGCAGAGGCCGAGCCUGCCUUACAGGAGGCCGUGAAGGUGCUCUCGAAGAUUAAGGCGGCUGAGAUUUCCGAGUUGAACAAGUACCAGAACCCGCCCAAGGGUGUGCAGUACGUGAUGGAGGCCGUGGCACUCCUCCUCACCUUUGGGAACUGCCCACGAGAGUUCUACACGGGGCCGCCCGGAGCCAAGAAAACUCCAGAUUGGUGGAUGUGCGCCAAGUCGUACAUGAGGAAUGCGAAUCAGCUCUUGGACACCCUGGUGCAGCCCCCCGAGAAGGGUGGCUUUGACCGCGAGGCGAUGGAUAUGACGCUCAUUGAGAAGGUGAGGGCGUAUUACGAUAACGAAGAGUUCCUGCCGGAGAAGGUGAAGACGGUCUCCGUGCCAUGUAUGGCGAUGUGUCAGUGGGUGCGUGCAAUGUACAAAUGGUUCUUUGUGAACCGUGAGAUUCAACCCCUGCGUGAGAGGCUUGCGGAGGCGGAAAGUGAACUGCGACGUGUCAAUGAAGCCCUUGCCGACACACGCAUGAAGCUUGAUGCAGUUAUUGAGGCCGUGGCUACGCUAGAGCGAGAGUUCACGGAGGCGGUAGAAACGCAGACACAGCUUGAAAAUGAGGUAGAGCAGACGAGUCAGAAGCUGCAUCGUGCCGCCCGACUCAUUGACGGCCUUGGCGGUGAGAAGGUGCGGUGGAUGGAGCUCGUGGAGCAGUACAAGGCCCAGCAGGAGUGUAUUUCGGGAGACAUGUUGAUAGCAGCCGCCUCGAUUGCGUACUGCGGCCCCCUCACCGGCCCCUACCGCCGGCAUCUCAUUGACACAUGGGCCGGCAUCCUCGCCGGGGUCGGCAUCAAGUCCAGCGAACACGUGGACCUCGUCUCCACCACUGGGGAUCCGGUGCGGAUACAGGAGUGGCAGUUGUGUGGCUUGCCAAAGGAUCCACUUUCCACGGAGAAUGCCAUCAUCCUCACAAAUGCGCGGACGUGGCCGUUGUUGAUUGAUCCACAGGGGCAAGCGAAUGAGUGGAUUCGAAAUUGGCACAGGAACGACAACUUGCAGGUUUGCAAGGCCUCGGAGGAUAAGUUCAUGAAAGUCGUGGAGGGUGCUAUUCGGCUUGGUCUCCCGUGUCUAUUGGAAAACGUUGGAGAAUCCCUCGAUCCGGCGCUGGAGCCGGUGCUGCUGCGUAACGUGUUCCUCAUUGGCAGCACACCCCACAUCCGUGUCGGGGACUCCGCCAUCCCGUAUGAUAGAAACUUUCGCUUCUACAUGACGACGAAGCUUCCAAACCCCUCCUACACCCCAGAGACCAUUGUGACGGUGUCCUUAUUGAACUUCUUUAUUACCCGCAGCGGGUUGGAGGAUCAGCUGCUGGGUAAAACGGUGGAGAAGGAGCGCAAUGAUUUGGAGCAGGAGAAGCAGAAGCUCACUCGGGACUGCGCAGAGAAGAGCCGGGAGCUGAAGGAGAUGCAGGAAAACAUAUUGCGUAUGCUGGAAGAGGCGGAGGGUGACAUCCUCGACCAAGAGGAACUCAUCAUUGCGUUGGAGAAGAGUAAGCUGAAGUCCACGGAAAUUAAAGAUGACCUCCGACGGGCGCGGGAGACGGAGACGACGAUCGAUGAAACUCGAAAUAAGUAUCGUCCCCACGCCUACCGUGGAGCAUUGCUCUUUUUCUGCGUCUCUGAGCUUGCCAUGGUGGACCCCAUGUAUCAAUUUUCCCUCCAGUGGUUCAUUAACCUGGUGCUGUUAGCAGUGGACAAAACGGAGCCGGCCGAGGAGAUCGAGACACGUGUGAAGAACCUAACGGACUACUUCAUGUACUCCUUCUACACGAAUGUCUGUCGUUCCUUGUUUGAACGUCACAAGUUGACGUUCUCCUUUUUCCUAUGCACCUCUAUUCUGCAGCAGGAGGGCAAUCUUGACGGCGACGAGUACCUUUACUUGCUGAAGGGACCCACAGGCCGCGGCGGCGCCGCGGCGAACCCUGCCCCGGAGUGGCUCACCGACAACUGCUGGAACGAGAUUCAGUUUGUCAGCGCCAACCUCCCUGGCUUUGCCGGGUUUGCCCAACACGUGGCUGAAAAUUGUGGACACUACAAGAGACUGUUUGACAGUUCCUCGGCACACACAUACCCACUCGUGGGUGAGUGGGAGGAGCGGGAGACGAGGCUGAGGCGUCUAAUCAUUACGCGCUGCUUCCGGAAGGAUAAGCUUGCACCGGCCAUUCAGGAAUUCGUGAAGUUCUACAUGGGGGAGCGGUUUAUUCUUGUCCCUCAGUUUGAUCUCAUGGAUGCGUACAAGGACAGCACCUGCCUGACGCCGCUCAUUUUCAUCAUUUCGCCCGGUUCGGACCCCAUGAAUGAUCUUCUGCGUUUUGCGGAGCAAAUGCGGAUGUCGAAGAAGAUGGACAAGGUUUCACUCGGCCAGGGACAAGGUCGCAAGGCGGAGGAGCUGCUAAACAACGGCCGCGAGCGAGGUCAGUGGGUGCUGCUGCAAAACUGUCACUUGGCAACCUCAUGGAUGCCAACCUUAGAGGCCAUUGUGGAAACCUUUACCACGGAAACCGUGCGAAAGGAGUUCCGUCUCUGGCUGACCUCGAUGCCAUCGGGGGCGUUCCCCGUUGCCGUCCUGCAAAUCUCCGUGAAGAUGACCAAUGAACCGCCCAUGGGGCUGCGUGCAAAUAUGACACGCUCGUACUACGGACUCACCGACGAGGAUUUGGAUCACCCGAGCAAACCAAACGAGUUUAAGAAGAUGGUUUUUGCACUCUGCCUCUUCCAUGGCGUGAUUCAGGAGCGGCGUAAGUUUGGCUCCUUGGGAUUUAAUAUUUCCUACGAAUUCAACGAUUCCGACCGUAACGUAUGCCUCAUGCAGCUCCGCAAGUUCAUGUCUCUCUACGACGAGGUCCCCUUUGACGUGUUAACCUUCCUCACUUGCGAGAUUAACUACGGUGGACGCGUGACGGAUGACUGGGACAGGCGCUGCAUGCUGGCCCUCGUAAAAACCUUUAUCAACCCCGGUGUGCUGAACGAUGGCUACUCCUUCUCGCCCUCCGGGUUGUACCGCACCGUUGAGCCGUUCGACCGACACUACUACCUGGGGCUUCUCCGUUCCUGGCCGCUGAACCCAGACCCGGAGGUCUUUGGCUUGCACGACAAUGCCGACAUCACAUGUGCACAAAGCGAGAGUGCCAACAUCCUCGCCACCAUCUUGUCUCUCGUCUCGCGUGAGGAGUCGGGGUCGUCGCACACGAGUCGCGAGGAGAUGCUAACACAGACGGCGAAGAGCAUUCAGGAGAAGCUGCCGCAGACGUUUAACGUGCAGGAGUUUUGUGCAAGGUAUCCCACACGCUACGAGGAGUCCAUGAACACGGUUCUUGUUCAGGAGGCUGUACGGUACAACCGUCUGCUUCGUUUUAUCCGCACCAGUCUCGCGGAGUUCUCCAAGGCGGUGCGGGGUGAAGUUGUCAUGUCGGCGGAGCUUGAGGAAGUCGGGUCAAGCUUCUUCAUCAACGCCGUCCCCGCGUCAUGGGUCGCCUUGGCGUAUCCGUCUAUGAAGCCGCUCUCGAGCUGGGUUGACGAUUUGGUGCAGCGGGUGCAGUUCAUUCAGUCUUGGUACGAUGGUGGCGUGCCAAAGGCCCUCUGGAUGGGCGGCUUCUUCUUCCCCCAGGCCUUUCUCACCGGCACACUGCAGAACUACGCCCGUCGCACCCGCGUCGCCAUCGACUCCGUUUCCUUCGCCUUUGAGCUGAUGGAGGAGAGGGACCCCGCCCAGGUAGAGGCGCGGGCGGAGGGGGCCGUCGUGUACGGGCUGUACAUGGAGGGCGCGCGGUGGGACGCGGAGGGGCGCACCCUCGCCGAGUCGCGGCCGAAGGAGCUGUACGUGGAGAUGCCGCUCAUCCACCUGGAGCCGCGGGUCGACCACGUCAACGACCCGAAGGAUUACGUGUGCCCGGUGUACAAGACCCUGGCCCGCGCCGGCACACUGAGCACCACCGGGCACUCCACGAACUUUAUUCUCCCCAUCUGCAUUCCCACCAACGUCGAGCCGGAGCACUGGGUGAAGCGCGGCGUGGCGUGUGUGGUGUCGCUGAACUUCUAG
Trypanosoma conorhini is the source of this 12462-nucleotide messenger RNA. Its product is annotated as dynein, axonemal, heavy polypeptide 1. The record is from RefSeq and is a predicted model, not a curated record. Gene Ontology annotation, cellular component: dynein complex. Gene Ontology annotation, biological process: microtubule-based movement. Gene Ontology annotation, molecular function: ATP binding; minus-end-directed microtubule motor activity; dynein light intermediate chain binding. The transcript has a single exon. Bases 1 to 12462 code for a protein of 4153 amino acids. Lineage: Eukaryota; Euglenozoa; Kinetoplastea; Trypanosomatida; Trypanosomatidae.